Molecule: messenger RNA, 10382 nt
Organism: Ruditapes philippinarum (Manila clam)
Lineage: Eukaryota; Metazoa; Mollusca; Bivalvia; Venerida; Veneridae
Exons: 11
Coding region: 285-7262 (2325 amino acids)
Molecular function (GO): histone binding
Source: RefSeq, a predicted model, not a curated record
CUGUAGCACCGUUUAACAAUUUCCCGUGGAAGGAAAUUCUGCAUUUACAAAAGUGAAAAAUAAACAAAAAACCUUUAUCUAUUUAAUUAUUUUAAAUGCAGACCCUUUUGAGAUUGAAAUAUGUACAAAUUUGACGUAAUGUCUUCAAUGAUGAGUUUAUAUAAUAAUCAGACGUUGCUUGUGAAUUGAAUUUCUGGGUUAAAGAGAGGUUACUUAAAGCACAGAUAUUCUGGAAGCAAGUGGUUUGUGACACUGAGUACAAAUGUCCUUAAUUAUUGUUGGAAAUGGAUGUUCAGUUUGAAAAUUUUAUGCUAUUUUGUGAAGGAUACCUGGAUGAUUCAAAUAAAAAACUUUUAACACUGGCAAAAAAGAGAUAUCAUGAGUGUGAAGUAGAAUAUAAGCGUUCACAAGAACUCUGUGAGUAUAUUCUAUGUACAGAAGCUAAGAUUCUGAAAGAGGAGUCGCGGUUUUAUGUUCACUUGAGAGAUUUCUUAAGUAUACUUAAAGAAAAUAAAGCCAGAGAUGGAAGCAUUGAGUCAAAUCUUGAAGGUGGAAUUUCCAAGAGGAUUCAUGAGAGCAGUGAGAGCGAAAGCGAUGUUGCUUUUGCAGCAAAGAGAAGAAAAAUUGAUAAAUUUGAUAAUAACACAAACAAUCUAAAAACUGAAGAUUCUGAGGAAGAAAAUUCAGAUCAAAACUAUGGAAGACCAGGUUUUAUCACAGGGUGUGAAAUUCUUUCAAAUAGUGCAGCUUUACAAAAAGAGGAAGAUGGGUUGCAGCCUGAUGAUUCAGACCAAGAAAUGGAAAAAUCACCAGAUUCUGUUGAAAAUGAUGAGGAUGAUGUUGAAAAUGAGAUUUGGGAAAGCGAGCUUGUAACUGCGGGAGAGAAGAGUGAAUCUGACAGUUCCAUUGAUAACAAAAGUGACAUGGAUGAUUCUGAAAGUGAAGAUCAUGAAAUGGCUUUUAAUAGGAAGGAGGAAUUUGAUUCAAAUAAUGUGUCUGACUCGGAUGAGAUUGAAAGUAAUGAAAUGAAUGGUGACAUAAAUGCUUAUCAAGGAAUACUUCCUGAUUUAGAAGAUUUUCCGGCUGCAGAAAUUAUAUCAAAAGCUGAAGUGUCCCACACUAAAAAAACAAAAGAUGAUAACUUAAAUGAUAUGGGUACUAAUUUAACCUGUAGCAGUAAAAAUAAAAAACAUGUUCAAGGUAAUAAAGAUGUUUGUGAUUCACAAGAUGAAAUUGAAGACAGCAUUGAUCAAGAUGAAAUUGAAGACAGCAUUGAUGAUGAAAAAAAUUCAGUAAUUAAAGGGCCUACAGAUAUCUUGAAUAUUUCCAGUGAAAAAGAAGAAAAAGCUGAUAAAGAGGAAUUGAAAAAGCAGUUGAUAUCUUCAGAAAAUUGCUCUGAAAUUGAGAGUUGUAUUGAUCAAGACUCUAGGAAUGAAAAAUGGAGUGACGAUGGUGUUUGUGUAAUUGAAAGUGACACAAAACCUCUGUGUUUGACUAUCAAACGUGUUAAAGGUGCUAAAGGGGAUGAAGAUAUUGUAGAAAAUCCAGGUUUGAAUCAUGGCUCAGGGAAUACUAUAAAAAACAAAUAUGAAAAGACAGAAGAGGGAAGUAAGAAUGAAUUUGAUGGUGAUGGUUUCCAAAGUAACAAUAAUGUUAAGGAUACUGGAGAGACAACCUUGAAGAAAAACACAAAUUAUUUAAGUGACGAAAUAGAAUCAGAAAGUGAUGAUGAUGACCACGAAGAUAAGGUAAAGGUUUUGAAGGAUUUUUCUAAAACUUCCCUGAAAAAGGAUAGUGAUCUUUCAACAAAUGAUGAAGAGGACCAAUUUGAUUCAUUAAAAGCCAAAAAGUUCAGAGAAAAAUGCAAGAAAAAAUAUGUUGUAAGUGUUGGCAAGAAAAAACAUAAAACGUUCACAAGUCCAAGCAAGGACCAUUCAAAAUUUGAUUUUUUACACAAAAUUGAAAAAGAGAAAAGUCCACGCAAGAAGCACACUCCAAAUAAUAGCCCAAAGUGCAACAAGAAGUUUAGUCCAAAUAAGUCCCCAAUUAUCAUUUUUACUGACAGCGAGUCAGAUGAUGACAUUGGUGAUAUUGAAGGCUUCAAGAAGAAGUUUAAUGAAAAGGUGAAGAGACAGAUUCAGUUUCAGGAAAAUUCUCCACUGAAACCCAAGAAAAGUCCUGUUAAAAAGGCACAGAAAAUGGAAAUAGAUAAUGAUGUUGAUAGUGAAGAAGAUAUGUGUCAUUCUGGUAAAGAAAAUCACCGUUUUACAAAAAUUGCUGAUAAAGAGCACAUGGCAGCUACACAUGACGAUAGGGAAAGAAAAGAGAAGAAAAGAGUUAACUUGAUAACAGAGGAGUAUUACAACAGCAAAUCAGACAAUGCAUUUAAACAUCAUAAAAAUGAUAAAUCUUAUGACUUUGAAGAUAAUGAAGGCAAAGACAAGAAAACCCAUAAAAGUGAAGACAAAUCCCCUAAAGAGAAAAACAAGCAAGUAGAUAGGGAUAAAGAACAGUACAAAAAUGGUGAAAAAUCUUCGAAGCAAGCGGUCAGUGAAGGGGAAGAUGUACAUGCAGGACCAAGUUCAACAUCUGAUACUGACAAUGCACUAAAGAAAGGGUCAUCAAGACAGAUCAGAAAGUUGGAAGCUUUACUCGAGAGUAUUCGUAACCAGAUAGAGAAAGUGCGGUUGAGGGAGCUAGAUCUGGAGGAUUUAGACAGUGAUGUAUCAGAUUAUUUACUGGAGGAUAAGUUACAGAGGAAGUUUAUGAAGGUAUGGGAUAAAUUGUGUGAACUACACAAGGCUGUUAAAAACACGGGAAGACCAACAGAUAAAUAUUUUAGAUAUCAAGGUACCCGGUAUCCGGAUAUAGAUAGGAAAUUAGAGAAGUUCAUCAAUAAGAAGAAAGUGUUCCCAGAUUACCAUGAUGUUAGAGGUAUCAUCAUGAAAGUGAACAGAGAGAAGAAACUACAUCUUAGGUCUCGAGAAAUUGAUGAUUUAUCAAGAGAGGCAUUUACCGACAUUGGCAAUCAGCUUCAGAAGCGUCGGACAAAAGAUUUUGUGUCUACAUUUUUACCACAUGGAAGUCAUACAGAAUCUUUAGGUUUGUUGGAUGAUCCAGCACUGCUGGAUAUUGAGUUGAAGAAGAAAUUAGAUGCUAACAGAAAGUCAGCAAAGUCAAAUAUGGAUAAGGUUAUGGAGAAGUAUGCCUCCCUACAGUAUCAGGUGGGAGAUAAAACUGAGGAAGAGAGUGAGGAGGAGGAAGAAGAAGAAGAAGAAGAAGCUGCUAACAUUGAUGUGGAUCUUGACCAACUGUCAGGGGUAGAUAACACUGAUUCUGAUAAAGAUAUUGGUGACAAUGAUAAGGAUAUUGUUGACGCUGGAGACAAGAGUCGUGAUAAAUCCUGGGAGUCAGGUCCAUGUCUCGAAAUAGCCAAAAAUUAUACAGGAAGAACAUCAUCACCAAAACCAGAAAACUUAGAGAGUGGACAAAAAUCCACAUUUUCAUAUGACAACCCCGAAGAUGUAAAGAAAUUAAGUCCUAUGAAACCUGCAUAUAGACGUGAUGUAGUGAACAAAGAUAAUAAAGAGAGGCAUUUUUGUGAACAACUUGGGCUGUACCGAACUUCUGAGAAAGAAGAGGUGAAAGACAUCGAGCAAAAUCCUACUGUAAUUGAAGAGGACAUUAAAAGUACUGAACCAGCACUUCCUCCCCCAAGACCAGUCCUUCCUCCUCCUAGGGAAAUGCAUCAGCCAUCUACUGAACCACAUCAGCUUCCUAGUGAACAAUGUCAUCCCCCUAGUGUACCACAUCCUUCCUCUAGUGAAACCAAGUGUCCCCAGAAGGAUGAUUUUGAAUCUAUUGGGCAUUGUAGUCCAUCACUUAAUGAGGGCACUGUUGAUGAGGCUGAAACAGUAAUGAUUUUGAGUGAUAAUGAAGAAGAUGAUGUGUUAAUAUGUUCUCAAGAACCAGAAAAAGAAAACAAAAUUGAUACUAAUAAUGACAAAUUUGGUGAUAUUUCUAAAGAAAACCAAGAUGUUUCAGUAAGUAAUAAGGAUGCUAAUGUUAGCCUUACUGAGACAAGUCUAAUUGUGUCAGCUAGUUCAAUGGUUUCAACAAGUCCAAAGAUAUCAGUAAAUGUUUCAGAAAGCAGCCAAGUGUUUGAUAGCAAUGCAAAGGACAACAAUGAGGUGAUCAAGUCUGAAGAAGAUGAGAAGAAUACAAGUGAUAUUUCAAAUGUAACUAUUAUAACUGAUGAUGAAGAUGAAGACAAGAAUGUUAGUGAUGAUCAAUCUCUGGGUCUGAAAAUAGUUUCCGCACAUCAUGUAAGUUUAAGUGAUAUAAGUAAAUUGCAUGGAGAGGAAGAUGAAAAUGUUGACAAUGGGAUUGUAUCAGGUAAAAACACAUCUGAAGAAAAUACCUCGAGUCUUAAUAGUUCAAGCGAAAGUGUAAAGCAAUCUGUAAAACUCCCAUCAGAGGUUGAGAAAGAAAUUGACAAAGAGAGUUCACAAAUACUGCCAGUUCUUAAAGAUAAUGAAGGAAUAAAGAAACCUUCAAAUAAUAUUGAUAAUAAAAUUAUUGAAAAGAUAAAUGAAGUAUUAAACAGUGAACCAGAUGUAAUGAUAAUUGAUGAUGUUGAAAAUGAAGUUUUGCCAGUUUGUCCAACUAUACAGAAAAGAAAUGUGGCAAGAAAAAUUGACAAUAUAUCAGGUAGCUUGCAAAGAAACAAUUCUAACUUCACUAAAGUUAACAGGGUAAAGAACAGCAAUGUACAAGGUCCAAAUGGAUUGCAUUCCAGAACUGAUUUUACUGUUCAGAAUAGAGGCAGAAAUUAUCAGUCACCGCCACCAAGAAACAAUACCACUAAACCAUCAAAUAUGCAAUCAUUUGCUAAACAACAAUCGUCUAAUUCUAGCAAUAUGAACACACUGUCUAUGAAAGGAGGCACAAAAAUGAGUUCGCCUUUGUCAUCAAAUUCUAACAUUAUUAGUCCUUCAUCAUAUACAGACUGGCAUAGUCAGCCCCAAAAAUCACCAGCCAAUUUUAACAAAGGUAAUACAGGGUCCAAAUGUGUUCAGCAGUAUCCACGAAAUUUGAAUAACACUAAUAGAUUCAUGGGGGGAAAUACAAAACUGAACACUGUUGUGAGUUCUAACUCUCGGUGUACAUCCAAUAAUUCAUGGAAAGUUCAACAAAAUGAAUUUGAAAAAAAUAAUAGUGGGAUCUCCAAAGUUAUGACUCCUAUGAAUAUGAAUUCCAAAAUGAAAUUUACCUCAAACAGCCCUUUGAAAGUACAGCAGCAGAAAUUUGGAAGAGACACUAGUGGGCCAUCUUAUACAUCACAAUACACUCAAGGUUUCAAACAGAUGAAUACAGGCUCUAAAAUGAAUCCAAGAAGUUCAUUUCGCAUGCAGUCAAAUACCUACCAACCUUAUCCUUAUACAAAUAAAAACUGGAAUGCUCAAUCUCCAAAGCAUUCCAAUUUUGUGCAGAGAAAUUACAAUAUACCUCAGUCUUCUCCAAGAUUUACAGCUGUUCCUUUUAAAGGAGGCAGCUCUAGUGGGUCUACUCCAGCCAGGACAAAUUCUAGUCAAUUUAAACAUGUUUCAAACAAAGGGUUUAACAUUCAGGGUCAAACUACACAAAGAUUUAGUCAAAAAAGAAGUACUGGUUUUCAGAAUUCUCAGCAAAAAUUUCCUAACACUCCAAAUCAAGUGAGGAAAGUUUCAAAUGAAAGGGCAAAAGCGCAACAAGCCUCUUUUACUGCUUCAAAAGUUAUUGAUGAUGUUGUGAUAAUAGACUGUGAUGAGGUAGAUCAGGUCCCUGUAAAAAAGAAGAAAACUUCCAAGCAUAAAGAAAAAUGUGCUGUAAAAUAUGACACAGCAAAUGAUGUAAUUUGUAUUGAUGAUCCGCCAGAAUGUGGAAACACUAGUAAAGAUGCAAUAUAUAUUGUUAGUGAAAACAUUAAAAACACUGAGAAAGAAAGAACAAAUACAAUUGAAGUCACAAAGACAGAAUCCAAAUGUGCUCAGAACUCAUCAAUUUCCCCUCAGUGUUCUAAAUUAGGUGAAACUUCAAAGAAAAAUCAUUUAGAGGGCUCUUUAUCAACUGAAAAUUCCACAUCAAACUCUAAACUUGUGAAAAGCAAAACCAAAAUUGAAGAAACAAGUGUUAAAAGUAACAAAAAUAAAGACUGUGAACUAGAAAUUUGUGAAAGUGGUAACAAGGAAAAGAUGCAUUUAGAAGUCAGUAGUGUAGAAUUUAAUCAGGAGAGUCAUCUGAAAGAAAAACCAAGAGAUGUAGAAAGAACUAGCAGCAAUGAAUUAGAACAAAAUGUCGCUGAGGAUGAGGAAUUACGAAGUAUUCCUGACAUCUUUGAAGGCUCAUUAGGUACAGUUGAAAGUAAUGAAUGCGAAAGCAUUGAGUCAUUCCACGGUAGUGAAUCAUGUGAUAAAAAACCUGAAGAUUUAGAUGAGUUACAAAAAGAAGAAAGUAAUGAGUAUGACAUGGAAGAAGCAGAACCAACAGAAAUUUUCACUGCCAUAAAACUUGAUAGUGUAAAACUUAAUGAUACAUUAGGAUCUACAGGUGUUGUGACAGUGGAAAACAAACCAUCUACCUGUACACAGGGACUAGAUGUCUCAAAUGAUGAAGAGAAUGCAGCAUGUCAGGAUGAAGGGUAUGAAAAUCUAAGAAAUGUCAAUGAUAAACAGUCAGCUUUGGAGAGAAAUAGCAAAAGUACCAUCACGAAUAUUGAAACUGGAACUGAACUUGUGUCAGACACAUCAGUUCAAGCCAAUGACCAGCAUGUAGGUGAUGAUGAUGAUGAUUUGCAGGCUAGUGAUGAUGAGGGUGAUGAUGAAGAUGAUGAUGAUGAAAGUGGAGAUGAUGAUGAUAAUGAAGAUGAUGAUGAAGUAAGUUGUGGCAUCGAAAAUGACGACAGCAUAAGCAGCACAUCUUGUGAUGUUGACAGCCAUGCUAAUGUAAAAAUUGUGCCAGACAUUCGAAAUAAACUUAUACAGCUGGAAAAAGCUAUAGUUAAAUCGAAACCAGAACAAGAAAUUAGAUCUCAGGCAAAACCUCAGGACAUAGUCCCACGACCUCCGCGUAAUUCUGGUAGGGCUCAGUGGAUAGAAGAGGAUGAAAAUGCGAGCCUUAUAGAAACAUACCAAGAACCAGACUCAACACCAUAUAGUUUAGAAGUUAACCAGAUCUCAUCUAGUAGUAGUGAAAAUAUCAUUGUUCUUUCAGAUUCAGAGUGAAUGUUCAUCAUUUUACCAUUUGGCUAUAAUAUUUAUUAUCCCCCACCGAUGGAAUCGGGAGGGGGAUAUAGUUUUGGCGUUGUCCGUCCGUCCUUCCGUCCGUCCAGCCGAAUUUCGUUUCCGGAGUAGUUCUCUGCAACUAAUGGCUGGAAUUCAACGAAACGUUAUGGGAAUGUUGAUCAGCAUGUGAAGUUGUGCACCUGGGUAUUUUCGUCUGGAUAUUUUUAGUAUUUUUAGAGUUAUUGCCCUUGACUCAGUAAAAUUUUGUCCGAAUUUCGUUUCCGGAGUAGUUCUCUGCAACUAAUGGCUGGAAUUAAACGAAACGUUAUGGGAAUGUUGAUCAGCAUGUGAAGUUGUGCACCUGGGUAUUUUCGUCUGGAUAUUUUUAGUAUUUUUAGAGUUAUUGCCCUUGACUCAGUAAAAUUUUGUCCGAAUUUCGUUUCCGGAGUAGUUCUCUGCAACUAAUGGAUGGAAUUCAACGAAACUUUAUGGUAUUGUUGAUCAGCAUGUGAAGUUGUGCACCUGGGUAUUUUCGUCUGGAUAUUUUUAGUAUUUUAAGAGUUAUUGCCCUUGACUUAGUAAAAUUUUGUAAUUUUCAACUUGUGUCGCAUGUAACUCAAAAAGUAUUUGACCUAGAGUCAUGAAACUUUACAGGAAUAUUAUCAGUAUGUGUAGUUGUGCACCUGGGUAUUUUCGUCCGGAUAUUUUUAGUAUUUUUAGAGUUAUUGCCCUUGACUUAGUAAAAUUUUAUAAUUUUCAACUUGUGUUGCAUGUAACUCAAAAAGUAUUUGACCUAGAGUCAUGAUAGUUUACAGGAAUGUUGAUCAGCAUGUGUAGUUGUGCACCUGGGUAUUUUAAAAAAAUUAAAAAAUCUUCUUGUUUGAAGGUACAAGGCUUCAAGUUCAAAGAAUAUUACAGUUUAUGCCAUGAUUAAUAUAUAAAUAAAGCCUUAUGUCUUCAGUUGUUGUGUUAAUAAUAACCAGUACUCGGCGGGGGAUAUAAAUUCAACGAAUUUGCUUGUUUAUUAUUUAUGUUUAAUUCAGUCAGUCUUAUUUAAAUGCCACAAAUGUCAUGCUACAGCCUAAUUUUUGUAUUUUCACUAAAGAGAAAAUAACUUACUGAAUGUUUUAAAGAAUCUUAAUGUUAAUAAUUUUUGUAACAGGAGAUACGUAGUUCCUUUGUACAAAAUUUUUGUUAAAUUGUAAACAAGUGGCUUUGAAACUAUGCUUUUCUCAUUUGUUAUAUCAAGGAUGUACAUGCAUUUAAUUUCUGCCAUUUAUUAAACAGAAUCUUUUUUAAUAACCAGCUUUUAAUGUCUUCAUACCAGACAUUAAGCAAUAUUUUCAAGUCAUUUUUCUAUAUUUAUUUACUUAUAACUUAUUUGAAUUAAGCACUUUUAUUAAGUUUGCUCAAUUGAAUUCCAUGAUUUUUUUUGGUUUAUUUAUUUUUUGUCAAUAUAUUAUGACUUAAGGGGAUAUACUUUUAACCUUUUUCCUGCUGGAAUUAGCCUCUGUCACCAGUAUAGAGCCAGGCAAGCUUGCACAAUACCAUGCAUUCUGACCAGACUCUAUGCAGGUGGCUAACAAACUUCACAAUUUCAGUCUUGAAAAUGAAUAUGUAAUGUUGUUAAACUAGAAGCUGGACAAGAUUGUUUAAAAUAUUCAGCAGGUAACUGGUUAAAUACCUUAGAAAAUACAUAUUUAUUUCCUGAUACCAUGUAUGUGUGUUGAAAUUGUACAAAGAAAAAUUUUGUAUAUAAUUGGUGUUACAUAUUUACAUGUAUAUUGUUGGAUAUUUGUAAGAUAUUGGAGAUAAUUGUACCGCUACCAUGGUACUUAGAGGCGGCUUUAUUAGUAUCAAUUUGUCCCAUCUGUUGGUCAGUACUACAGCUCCAAAGGGUCCACUUUUUACCCCUUCUUUAGACAUAGCUUUUACAUGAUUUCAUUACAUUUAUUUCAACAAGUUGAUUGUCAGAAUCCACACCGCCACUGUGUUGGCUCAAGGUUACCAUUGAAAGUCAAACAAAAUUCAGACAAUUUUGAGUCUGCACAAAAAUUCUAUACGCCUUUGAAAAGGACUUUUUUCAAACUCAUAAAAAUAAUGAUAGAUGGACCUACAUGAAAUCCUGUGUCAUCUAGAUGGUGGGACUAAUGGUUGUCACUCCUGUGGCAAAUCUAAUAUUUGUUGUCAUAUUUACAAAUUUGAAAAAAAUGGCAUUUGUUAUCUUCUUUUUUCCCCCUCUCUUUCUCUCUACUGAUGAAUGACAAUUGGUUGGUAAGAUUAAUUUAUUUAAUUGAUGACUAUGAGGAUUAGUCAGUACACAUUAUACAAAUAUGGACUUUUUAGCUGUUGAAUAUGAUGUGAUAUGUACUGAAAAAAUUAAUAUUGACUUGGGCGAUAGCCAAGGUAUUAAUUUUUCCGUACAUAUCACAUCAUAUUCAACAGCUAAAAAGUACAUAUCUGAUUUAUUAUAUAAUUUAUAAAUAGCUUUUAUAUUGCUUAUCAAAUCUGCCAUUGCAUACAACGGAAAUCGGUAUUUUUCAGCUUGUCUACUUUUACCAUAAUUUUGCCCUUUCUUUUAAAUGAGAGCAUUGGCACGCCAAUUCGUAUUGGUCUUAAAAUGUAAAGCCGGUAACUAAAAAAGACUAAUUUGACUCUUAUUUACGUGUCACUCGACAUUUUUCCAGAAUUGGUGUGAUGUCACAUCAUAGUCUCGUGUGUUUCGGGGAAUUUCCAGAAAAUCUAUUUUUAGAAGAAAAACAAUUAAUAUUAUAACUCUGAGAAUCUAUUAGGAAAAAACCAGUUAAUAUACUCCGAUAUUGACUCAUCUUUUACAAAAAUUGGUUGUUAGCCAAUCAGGGAAAGGCAUUUCAAAGCUAUUUUUAGAUUAUAUAAUAAAUUUAUUUAAUUGAUGAAUAUGAGGCUUAGUCUUUACACAUAUUAUUAGCUCUUUUUUUUAUCAAAAUGUCAAGAACAUUUCAUUUUCAUGUCAGUCUGCAUGUAAAUUUAAGUUUACAAACCUCUUGUUUUAUGUUAAAGAGUAUGGGUUCUAAAUGUUAUAUUUUAUUAUGAUUAAAAUUGUACAAAAUUGUGAUUAUAAAUGAAAUAUAUACAACAAAG